This is a messenger RNA of Malania oleifera, 1354 nucleotides long. RefSeq names its product late embryogenesis abundant protein D-34-like. The transcript is spliced from 3 exons. Bases 289 to 1068 code for a protein of 259 amino acids. Lineage: Eukaryota; Viridiplantae; Streptophyta; Magnoliopsida; Santalales; Ximeniaceae. The record is from RefSeq and is a predicted model, not a curated record.
GGAUAAACCAAGGAGUUCUGCCACACGUAGCAUCAUGGUAGAGUGCCGGCAAAACCUGUCACGAGGACGAUCUGUCCUGCCGCCACGUGUAAUAUACUACUUGUCCGACAGCCACGUGUUCCCAGAAAACAACGUGGCACCACAACUCUCACCGCCCCCACUCUCCUUAAAUUCUCCAGACAAACUAGCCAGUCGAGCAAAUUAGGUACGUUGCCAAAAUACUGUCGAACACCGUUCAGUAGCAGACUCUGAGAAGUGAGAAUUCAUUGAAUCACCCCGAGCGGCGGAAUGAGCCAGGAGCAGCCACAGCGGCCUCAGGCCCAGCAAGAAAAACCCAUGAAGUACGGCGACGUUUUUCCCGUCCAAGGUCAGCUGGCCGACCAGAAGGUGGCCCCGCAGGACGCGUCCAUGAUGCAGACUGCCGAAGCCAAGGUGUUGGGGCAAACCCAGAAGGGCGGCGCCGCCUCCACCAUGCAGUCGGCCGCCGACCGCAACGAAAGGGCCGGUUACGUCGGUCACCGUGACCUCACGUACGUCACGGGAGAAGAAGGCGUCACCGUUGCCGAGAUCGAUGUCCCAGGAACGCACGUUGUUACAGAAUCAGUUGCCGGACAGGUGGUGGAGCAAUAUGCGAAGCCAACGCCGCAGGAGAUGACCGAGCCGGUGGGAACUCGGGUGCAGCAGCGGUCAAUCACCAUAGGGGAGGCGCUGGAGGCGACGGCACGUACUGCGGGGCACAAGGCGGUUGACCAGAGCGAUGCCGCCGCAAUACAGGCUGCGGAGGCCAGGGCGUUGGGGAGUUCUGCUACGCCCACCGGGGGCGUCGGCGCCACAGCUCAAGCGGCAGCUUCUCUCAACGAUGAAGUGGUUCUGGAGGAGGACAAGGUUAUGCUGACUGAGGUCUUAGCGGAUGCGACUAUGAAGCUGCCGUUGGACAAGGUGGCGACGCGGGAGGAUGCGGAGGGAGUGCUGACUGCGGAGCUCAGGAACAAACCCACUGUUACCACUUACCCAGGAGGAGUGGCGGAGACUGUGACUACAGCUGCCAGGCUAAACGAGACCAUAUAAUAUUUAUAUCUAUACAAUAUAGAGCUCAGGAAUAUGCAUGCUGUCUCGUAGACGUACUCCAAAUUUUUUUUUUUGGGUCGGCACAUUGCUGGGGGCGUAGAUAGGGUGGUAGUUCUUAAGCUUAUGUUGAGCCGGUACUUAAUAGUAGUGAGUACAUGUUUGUAGUUCCAAGAGUCAAAACUCCUACCUGUUUUUGUAUGGAGGUUUAUGUGUUCCGCAGCGUUUUGGCAUGCAUGUAAUGAGGGGACGUACUGUUUGAAUAAAUGGGUGGAAACGUUAUGAAUAA